GAAAGUACACUCACUAUACUGCAGUAGAUUAGUAUCUACUAUUUCAUAAAUAUAAAUAUGGUCCCCUUUUUGUUUUUAUGUUACACAAAAAUUCAUUUUCUAGGAUGAUUUUAAAUUUAUUAGGUGUUGAAUAAAUCAAAAAAUAUAAAGGUGACCAUACCAAAACACAAGCCAUCUUGUGUAAAGCAUAGAUCAGUUUGUUCACUACUGCUCAAAGCCACGUGCUAGUGAAAAAUUCUCCUCCUAUAAUCUUUGAACUGAUUCAAAUUCCAAAGUUUUCAUAUCUGAAUUAGUCAGGUUUCUAAAAACGGGUUUUGAUUUUCAGAGAGUUUUAGAGUGUUUAUCAAUGGAGGUUGUUCUUGAGGUAGCUAAUGUAGUGUUUUGUACAUUGUUCUUGUCAUGGGUUUUCGUUGAAUUAUUGCAGAAGUCGAUUAGAAGGAGAUAUAAUGCAGUAGAAUCCACAGAAAUGUUAGCAAGUUAUGGUAGAAAUGAUUCAAAUUUGUACACUAGAUUAAUAACACCAUUUUGCAGUUCAAUACUGUCCAUCUUAUAUUUGUGUUAUGGUUUGUAUGAGUUGUUUUGGUGCCAUAUAACUAUCUCAUACAGUUCAAUUUCUACUGCAUUUACUUGGGUUUUGUCUACCAUAAUUCUUGUUUAUUCUAGAGAAAAAAUUCUCAAAGAAGACAAGAAAUGGCCUUUGGUUCUUAUUGUAUGGUGGGUCUAUUCCUUGGUUUUUUAUAUAGUUUUGGUGACACAUUAUAUUAUAACCCAUUUAACAUCUAUAGACAUGAACAUUAUAGAUUUCCCAGAAGCCGAAUUUGUUGAUUUCUUGGGUUUUCCUUUGUCACUUCUUUUAUGUUUCAAUGGGUUGUAUAGUUGCUGUAUCAGAAGUUAUGUACAUGAGCUCGAGCAGCCCUUGUUGCCUCCAGAGCAAGAGAGUAGUACUAAAGAGUUGCCUGCUUUCAGCAAAUGUAGUUUUUGGAGUAAAAUUGCAUUUUCGUGGCUUAAUCCACUUUUUAGACUUGGUAGGAGUCAGCUGCUGGUUUUAGCUGAUAUCCCAUCAGUACCUCUGUCAGAAACUGCAGAAAAUGCCUCAUCUUCGUUGGAAGAAUCGCUUCGAAAGCAGAAGAUCAAUGUAUUCUCCUUGUCAAAUGCUGUAUUUUGCUGCAUGUGGAGAUCUUUGCUCACCAAUGCCUUCUUUGCUGGGGCCAAUACUAUUGCUUCGUAUAUGGGUCCUCUGCUCAUCACCCACUUUGUUGAUUACCUUUCAACAAAGGCUGAUGAUUUGAGCUACCAUGAUGGCAUGACACUUCCUGUAGUUUUCUUCAUUGCUAAGUGCAUUGAGUCAUUAUCACAAAGGCAAUGGUAUUUUGGUGCUUCUCGCAUUGGUAUUCGGAUUAGAGCAGCUACCAUUGCCUUGGUGUACAAGAAGUCUCUCAACAUUAAACUGUAUGCUGUUGGACAAGGCAAUGGGAAAAUCAUCAACUUGAUAAACGUUGAUGCUGAGAGACUUGGAGACUUCUUCUUAUACAUUCAUCGCAUUUGGCUACUUCCCUUGCAGGUGUCCCUUGCACUAAUUAUUCUAUACAUAAAUCUUGGUGCUGCACCUGCCAUUGCUGCUCUAUCUUCCACGAUCUUGGUGAUGGUUUGCAACAUUCCGUUGGCUAGUAGGCAAGAGAUGCUACAUUCCAAGAUCAUGGAAGCUAAAGACUCAAGAAUCAAAGCUACUAUGGAAACUUUGAAGAGCAUGAGAGUACUUAAAUUGCAUUCUUGGGAAUCUUCUUUUAUGGAGAGAAUCUUGAAAUUGAGAGACACCGAGAAGUCUUGGUUGAGUAAGUAUCUCUACACAUGUUCUGCGGUUGCUUUUUUGUUUUGGGCUUCGCCAACAUUAGUUUCAGUGGUUACCUUUGGUGUUUGCAUUUUGGUGAAGACACCGUUAACCUCAGGAACUGUUCUCUCUGCCCUUGCUACAUUUAGGAUUUUGCAAGAGCCCAUAUAUAAUCUGCCAGAACUGAUAUCAAUGAUAGCUCAAACAAGGGUCUCAGUUGCUCGACUUGAGAACUUCCUAAGGGAUGAAGAUCAGAUGAAGUUGUUGACAUACCGUAAAUUUAGAGCAUCUACACUUGCACUUGAUAUUGAGAGUGGAGAAUAUACUUGGGACACUAGCAAUCAUUAUGCACGAAAACCUACAAUCAGAAUAAGUGAGCAGUUGAAAAUAGACAAGGGUUGCAAGGUUGCUGUUUGUGGGUCAGUUGGUUCAGGGAAAUCAAGUUUGCUUUGUAGCAUUCUCGGAGAAAUUCCAAGAAUCUCUGGCAGGGAGAUUAAGGUGUAUGGAACGAAAGCCUAUGUUCCACAGAAUUCAUGGAUACAAACUGGUACAGUAAGGGAUAACAUAUUGUUUGGGAAGGACAUGAAUAAGGCAUUUUAUGAGGAGGUUUUGGAAGCAUGUGCCUUGACCAAAGACCUUCAGAUGUGGACUGAUGCUGAUAUGUGUAUAGUCGGAGAGAGAGGUAUCAAUCUAAGCGGAGGUCAAAAACAGCGAAUUCAGCUUGCUAGAGCAAUCUAUAGUGAUGCAGAUGUCUAUUUCCUUGAUGAUCCAUUCAGCGCCGUUGAUGCACUCACUGGUGCACACCUGUUCAAGAAGGCUCUCAUGCAAAUGUUGUCUGAGAAGACUGUGGUAUACAUAACCCAUCAGCUGGAAUUCUUGGAUGCAGCAGACGUCGUUCUGGUGAUGAAAGACGGAAGAAUUGUUCAAUCAGGAAGAUACGAAGAUUUGAUUACAGACCCAGAUGGUGAACUUGUCAGACAAAUGGAUGCUCACCAAAAAUCAAUAGAACAAGUGAAUACCAAUGAUGGUGUAUUUCAUAAUUCAACUGCAAAAUCAUCUUCAGUUCCUCUGGCAGAACUUAUAGAAGAAAACUCUCCAUGCUCGAUUCAGUAUGAUAAGCUAGCACAGAGCAAUGAAGAGGAAGCUGUAAGAGGACGAGUAAAUUGGCAUGUAUAUUCGACUUUCAUAACUGCUGCAUACAGAGGAGGUCUAGUUCCAGUCAUCCUGCUAUGUCAGAUCCUUUUUCAGGGAUUACAAAUGGGUAGCAGCUACUGGCUUGCUUGGGCGACAGAGGAAGAGGGUCGAGUCAGCCAUAAACAACUGAUGGCUAUUUUUGUUUUGCUUUCGGGUGGAAGUUGUGUCUUUAUAUUAGGGAGGACUAUAUUUCUCUCCACGAUUUCCAUCGAGACUGCACAGCAGAUGUUCCUCAGUAUGAUCAAAUCAGUGUUCCGUGCUCCCAUAUCUUUUUUCGACUUCACACCAACCAGUAGAAUACUCAGCAGGUCUUCUACAGACCAAAGUACCGUGGAUAUGGACAUCCCUUACAGAUUAGCUGGACUAGUAUUUGCCCUAAUUCAACUACUUAGUAUAAUUAUUCUCAUGUCCCAAGUUGCUUGGCAAAUUAUUCUUGUCUUUGUUGCUGUUAUUUCCAUCUCCUGUUGGUAUCAGGCAUAUUAUAUAACAACUGCGAGGGAGCUGGCCAGAAUGGUUGGUAUUCGAAAGUCUCCUAUUCUCCACCAUUACUCAGAAAGUAUGGUGGGUUCUCCAACUAUCCGGUGCUUCAAUCAAGAGGUCCGCUUUUAUGAGAAAAUUCUUAGUUUGGUGAAUGAUUAUUCACGAGUUACCUUCCACAACAUCGCUGCCAUGGAAUGGCUUUCUGUUAGGAUAAACUUUUUGUUCAAUUUGGUGUUCUUCAUUGUUCUAGUCAUCUUAGUGAUGUUGCCAAGAUCAGCUAUUGAUCCAAGCUUGUCAGGACUAGCUGCCACGUAUGGACUAAAUAUGAAUGUCCUGCAAGCUUGGAUAAUAUGGAACUUAUGUAAUGUGGAGAACAAAAUGAUCUCAGUCGAAAGGAUUCUUGACUUUGCACAACUACCAAGUGAAGCUCCAUCGGUUAUAGAAGACUGCAGGCCUGAAUUAGACUGGCCUACUGAAGGAUUUAUUCAAUUUGAGAACCUGCAUGUCCGGUAUUCCCCUGCUCUUCCUAUGGUGCUCAAAGGGAUCACCUGCACCAUUCCUGCAAAGAUGAAAGUUGGAGUUGUUGGAAGAACAGGCAGUGGAAAAUCAACUCUUAUACAAGCCCUUUUUCGAGUGGUUGAUCCUUUACAGGGACGUAUUCUCAUUGAUGGACUCGAUAUUUGUAUGUUAGGGCUGAAAGAUUUAAGAUCUAGGCUAAGUAUUAUACCCCAAGACCCUACUCUCUUCCAAGGAAAUGUCAGGGCCAAUCUGGAUCCACUCGAGGAGCAUUCUGAUCAACAGAUAUGGGAGGUACUCAACAAGUGCCACGGUCUUGCUAGUAUUAUAAGACAGGAUGCACGGCUUCUUGAUGCCCCUGUUGCUGAAGAUGGAGAAAAUUGGAGUGUAGGGCAAAGGCAGUUGGUUUGUCUAGGGAGAGUGCUUCUACAGAGGAGGAGAAUCCUAGUGUUGGAUGAAGCUACUGCAUCUGUUGAUACUGCAACUGAUAAUCUGAUUCAGAAGACUGUCAGAGAGGAAACAAGCGGAUGUACUGUAAUUACUGUCGCGCACAGGAUACCUACAGUCAUUGACAAUGAUCUUGUCUUGGUUCUCGAUCAAGGCAGGAUCGCCGAGUAUGACUCUCCUUCUGAAUUGUUGAAAGACAGUUCAACUGCAUUCUCAAAGCUGGUGAAGGAAUUUCUCUGUAGAUCAUCCAAGCAUUUCGACGAGAUAUAGAAACAGUGUAUAAAAUUUUUGUAGAGAUUUAUGACUGAUUAUAACUCAAAUUGUGAUUCCUCCCGCACCAAGGUAAACAAAAGCCUCAAGGUACAAUUGUUGAAGAACAGAAGAGCGAGCAAGUAGGCAAGUAGCUUAGAUUUCGAUGUGUGACAUAUAUGUAUGUACGACUGUACAAGUAAUUCUUAACCUUGAGCAUAUGGAAAAGUAGGCUUGACAAAAUUUUGAUUUCUAAGAUUCAAAUUUUUAGUCUAACUCGAGUAGAUCAAACAUGAUAUGGAUGUCAUGAAUUAAUGAUGUAUGUUACAACAAACUUUAUAAUGUAAUAUAAGAAAAAUAAGAGAUUUUUGCAAGUUUCAAAUAUCUGAAAAUAUUAGCCUUAUUCAAACCAUGGAUCUAACAGUUACUUCGUAGCUUAGCUUAGCUAGAGCCAUCAAAAAUUGACAAGAUACGAUAAUAUGACACAAACCGGAUAUAAAAAAAAAAGUGGAUUAAUGUUAAGUGUUUACAACCAGUUUAAUUUAAUGGGUCAAUACAACACGAUAUGUUCAAUUAAAAAGGUUGGGACAAAAUAAUCAAUGUCUUGAUAAAAAUGAUCGAUACUUGAUUCUAAAUCUUUAGUAUGAGGCCAACUUGAUCUAGACCUGACAAUCCUGACCCGCACCCGAUGACCCGAACUGAAUGACCCGACCCGUGACCCGAAAUCGAACCAAAAAAUCAACCCGAAACCCGAAAUUAGCUCGACCCAACCCAAAAAUGAAUUUGACCCAAUCUUGACCCAACACUCGAACUGAUUCGACUCGAAGUUGACCUGACCCGAAAUUGACCCAAAAUGUUUGACCCGAACAGACCUGAAACCCGAAAUAUCCUGAAUUAAAAUUACCUUAUAACUUAACUAAAAAUGUAUGGUGCCAAAAAUGACUGAAAUUGUUCAUCUGAUCAUCUCCAACCGUAGCCAAGCUCAUAAAACGAAUUGAUAGUUAUUAUUAUAACAAUAACAAGAUAUAAAAUUAUCAAAGCUUGAUCCACAAAUGGAACAACCCGAACAUGACCCAACUCGAUUUUGACCUGACCUGAUACUUGACCUAAGUUAUACCCGAAACCCGAAUUGACCCGACCCGAAAUUGACCCGACAC
This is a messenger RNA of Chenopodium quinoa (quinoa), 5871 nucleotides long. RefSeq names its product putative ABC transporter C family member 15. The record is from RefSeq and is a predicted model, not a curated record. The transcript has 11 exons. Gene Ontology annotation, molecular function: ATP binding; ATP hydrolysis activity; ABC-type transporter activity. Lineage: Eukaryota; Viridiplantae; Streptophyta; Magnoliopsida; Caryophyllales; Amaranthaceae. The coding region runs from base 347 to 4735 and encodes 1462 amino acids. Gene Ontology annotation, biological process: transmembrane transport. Gene Ontology annotation, cellular component: plant-type vacuole; vacuolar membrane.